AUGGCUCAAGCAAUGUUGAAGAAGAUCGCCACUAGCAGUGCUUGCUUAGUGGUUGGCCUUACCAGAAGAUCCAGCGCCCGUACUUUAGCAAUAGCUAGUAAAAAUGUUAAUUCCAAGAAGGAGCGUGUACUGCCUGCAGAGGGGGAGAUCACAAAAUCAGUUUUUAUGUCUCAAUCAAAUGAUAUUUAUACCAACCUGGCUCUUGAAGACUGGAUGUACCGUAACAUGGAUUUCACUAAUCAUCAUGUUAUGAUGGUUUGGCGUAAUGAUCCCUGUGUUGUGAUUGGAAGACAUCAGAAUCCAUGGUUGGAAGCCAACGUUCCUCUUGUAAAUGAGAUGCAGAUUGCCCUAGCCAGACGUAAUAGUGGAGGUGGUACUGUGUACCAUGACCGAGGAAAUCUUAACAUUACAUUCUUCACACCUCGUGAGAGGUAUGACAGAAAAUACAAUUUAGAAAUCAUCACACGGGCUCUCUUUAGAGGAUUUGGAGUAAAGGCUGUCAUCAAUGAACGUCAGGAUAUCAUUGUUCGAGAUAAUUACAAAGUGUCUGGGACAGCUGCUAAACUUGGUCGUCUGACAGGCUACCAUCACUGCACUCUUCUAGUCAAUGCCAAUAAGGCAGAUCUCAGUAAAGCUCUUGCUAAACGUGAGCAUGGCAUACAGACUAUCGCGACGGCAUCCACUCGGUCACCCGUGGCGAAUCUCUCCGAGGUCAACAGCCGGGUCACUGUAGACAGUCUGCAAACUGCAGUUGGCUACGAGUAUUUACGUACCCCAGCCUUGCACUUAGAAGAUGGAGGCCAGGCACAUAUCUCACAACAACGUGGUUUCCAGUUUGUAAACCCAACUGACGAAUGGUUUCCAGGUCUAGCGGAGUUGAAAAAUGAGUUGCAAACCUGGGAUUGGAACUACGGCCGAACACCAGUAUUCACAGUGAGUCGUGCCUUCCCUGUUCCUGCGCAGUUGCUUGCUCCCUCCGAAAUUUACUCAGCAACCCAGGAGCUUAUUAUUAAUAUGACAGUUGAACACGGUCUGAUUAGCGACGUUACUUUGAAUAUCCCUCCUGGUCUUAUAGAGUCAGGGUUCCAUGGAGAAGCAUCUGUAAUCACACACCUAAAAGGAAAGAGGUUUACCUCUGAAGCAUUGAAUGCACUACAGGACGCCAUGUUAACACGUCAUUUGAAUACAGAGGUCAGGAAGUUAGACGAUAAGGAGCAAUUUGUGGCAAAGUGCUUCGAUCAAGUGGUCAAUACAAUGUAA
Arctia plantaginis is the source of this 1260-nucleotide messenger RNA. The record is from the annotation of a GenBank genome assembly. Lineage: Eukaryota; Metazoa; Arthropoda; Insecta; Lepidoptera; Erebidae.